Molecule: messenger RNA, 2309 nt
Organism: Gavia stellata (red-throated loon)
Lineage: Eukaryota; Metazoa; Chordata; Aves; Gaviiformes; Gaviidae
Gene: WDR43
Product: WD repeat domain 43
Exons: 18
Coding region: 1-1989 (662 amino acids)
Biological process (GO): maturation of SSU-rRNA from tricistronic rRNA transcript (SSU-rRNA, 5.8S rRNA, LSU-rRNA)
Cellular component (GO): nucleolus
Molecular function (GO): protein binding
Source: RefSeq, a predicted model, not a curated record
AUGGCGGCGGCAGCGUGUGGCGGGGAGGCGGCGGUAGCGGCGCGGGCCCUUUGCGCUUUCUCUCCCCGCGACCGUCGUUUCUUCGCCAUCUCCGGUUCGGAUGGGCGUCUGCGGGUGUGGGAGACGGCCAACAGCCGCUUGCAGCACGAGUACGUGCCCUCCGCCCACCUCAGCGCUGCCUGUACUUGCCUGGCCUGGGCCCCGCCGGGGGGACGCCCGCCCCCCAGCAAGGAUGGCCCCCAGAGGAAAAAACGGAAGUCUGAAGUUGCAGAAGUAGACAAGCAGUUAGAUAUCCUGGCUAUUGGUACAGCAGUUGGUAGCAUUUUGUUGUACAGCACAGUAAAAGGAGAAUUACAGAGCAAGCUAGAUGGUGGUCAUGACAAUAGAGUAAACUGUGUGAGAUGGCAUCAGGACAACUGCUGCUUAUAUAGCUGUUCAGAGGACAAACACAUUGUGGAAUGGAACACACAGACCUGCAAAGUAAAGUGCAAGUGGAAAGGUGACAAUAGCAGUGUCACCUCUCUAUGCAUCAGUCCAGAUGGGAAAAUGCUGCUGUCAGCCGGUAGAACUAUAAAACUGUGGGACCUGGAGACCAAAGAAGUCUACAGACAUUUCACAGGCCAUGCUACAUCAGUGUCAUCACUAAUGUUUACCACAGUGAAACCUAUGAAUGAAAAUAAGCCCUUUGAUGGAAUUACAGGGCUUUAUUUCUUGUCUGGAGCUAUACAUGACCGAUUACUGAGUGUAUGGCAGAUCAGAUCAGAUAGGAAAGAAAAGAAUGCCGUGAUGUCUUUCACAGUAACAGAUGAACCAAUUUUUAUUGACCUGACUGUAUCAGAAGUCAAAGAAGAGCCUGUGAAGUUAGCGGUUGUGUGCAGAGAUGGGCAGUUGCAUUUAUUUGAACAUAUCUUAAAUGGUUAUUGCAAAAAACCCUUAACAUCAAACUGUACUAUCCAGAUAGCAACACCUGGAAAUGAUGGGGACUCCACACCAAAACCAGUCCCUAUUCUAGCAGCUGCGUUUUGCACAGACAAACAGUCUCUGCUGCUUGUGUAUGGAAACACCUUACAGCCCAUCAUAGAGAAAGUGUCUUUGAACACCGCUGAAUCCCACGUAUGUUUGAUAAGGGACAUCCAGAAAGUGUUGUCACUUAAAACAGAUGUUGCUCUAACAAAGGUAAAGACGCCUGUUGUGAACUCGGACACCAAAGUUCUAGUGCCUGGCAUUCCAGGACACAGUACAGCUGUCAAAACUCCAUCCUCGGGAAAGGAGAAAAAGAAAAACAAGAGGAAAUCAGGAGAGACAGAGGAGAGCAUUGAAGAGCGCCUAGGGGCAUUGGAUAUUGACGCGAGCAAAGUAAAAACUCCAGGUGGCCUUCCACAAACAGAUAGCUUCGCAGUACUUUUGGUUCAGGGCUUGGAAAGCAACGACGCAGAAAUCUUAAAUAGAGUGCUUAACACAAGAAAGGAAACUGUAAUAAAGAACACAGUAGCCAGAAUGCCUAUACAUGCUGUCAUUCCACUGCUACAUGAGCUUACGAAGAGAUUGCAGGGCAACCCAUACAGUGCCUCACUAAUGGUUCGAUGGCUGAAGUCUGUUUUUACUCUACAUGCAUCCUACCUUUCCACAUUGCCAGACCUUAUUCCUCAGCUGGGAAUGCUAUACCAGUUAAUGGAGAGCAGAGUAAAAACUUUGCAGAAGCUUUCCCGUCUACAUGGAAGACUCUUCAUUCUUGUCACCCAGGUUGCAGCGUCGGAAACAGUUCAGGAUGUAACUGAAGUUAAUCAGACUGCAAAGCUGGUAUACGAGGAUGAAUCCUCAGAGGAGGAAGGCUCAGAUGAUGAGAUGAUUGCAGAUAAAGACUCUGAUGAAAACUGGGAUGAAGAUGAAGAAAAAGAGGAGCAAUCUGAUGAACAAGACAUGACUGUUGAAAAGGAAAUCAAUGGUGAUUCUGAUUUGGAACCAGAAAAUGAAAGUGAAGAAGAAUAACGGCACGGAAGAAUAAUUUUAACAGUUUAAACAAGUGGGCCACCAAACUCUCUAAUUCUGGAUCAUCUUGCUGAAAGAUGCCAUAUUUGCAUAUAGGGAGUGCAGACUGAUGCACGGCCUGUGUGCAGAGGCACAUGUUGGGGGACUGCAUUUCGGAAUCCAGAAUGUUUAACCAUGCCAGCCUUCUCUCGCCCUAUUUCCCUGCGCUUACUUAUAGAAACAUUUCUUCCACCUCAUGGUCAGAUUAUGCCUGUCAUGUGGACAUGCAUUUGUAUCUCAAGUGAAAUAAAUCUGCCACCGCUGUUUGUGUGGUAAACUUG